This is a messenger RNA of Triticum dicoccoides, 2294 nucleotides long. RefSeq lists its product as uncharacterized. NCBI's taxonomy places the organism in Eukaryota, Viridiplantae, Streptophyta, Magnoliopsida, Poales, Poaceae. The coding region runs from base 1788 to 2063 and encodes 91 amino acids. The transcript has 2 exons. The record is from RefSeq and is a predicted model, not a curated record.
AAGAUUCUAAAGGCACACCAAGAUUUCAGAUCCAAUGAGCUGUCAGUUAUUUUAAAACCUGUUCAAAUCACAAUUUAAUUCUUCCAAAUUUCGGUAUUAUCUCAAAUGUGGAGGAGAGCAAAGGUGCUGGGUUUGAUUGUUUAAGAUUUGUUAAUGGAGUUCCUGCAACUAUAAUGUGCCCGCUUCACUGGUUUUUAGUUAUUCAUUACGAUUGUGGUAACUGAUAUAAUAGCAUAAAAUGCAGAUCUCUUCUGUACAAACUGUAGUGAUUUACGUAUUUGUUAGUAGCUUCUGUUGUGCUGAUUUGGUAUUUGUCGUCUAAGGCACAAACUUGUAGAUUUUGACAGUACAGUUCUGGAAGAGAAGAAAUUUGGGCAGCUGCUUUCUCAAUUAAGUCACACAUUGCAUGCUGCAUUUUUGUACCUAACUUAAAUGCCAUGUACUCCCUCAGUUCACAAAUAUAUGAUGUUCUAACUUCUUUCUGAAUCAGAUGUAUAUAGACACGUUUUAGUAUGUUUGUUCACUCAUUUCAGUCUGUGUGUAGUCCAUAUUGAAAAAUACAAAACAUCUUGUAUUUGUGAAAGGAGGGAGUAGUUAACUGACCCAGUUUUAAAGACCAAGGAUCACAUCCUUUUUAUGCUCAAGGGAAAAAACAGAGCCACAUUGGGAGGCACGAUGUAACGGUCUAAAAGGUUACAUUGAACUUCAUAUGUCGAUGCUUGGAGACAAUUCCCUGCAAAAAGCAUCAAACUGCAUAUGAUUAUAGCAAGUUAACCCUGUUGAUAUUCCUUUUUUCUCCUCUUAUCUUUUUUUUCAAGCAUGGACCAUUCCCUUCAAAAGACACAUUAAACUGCAGAUGAUUAUAACAAGCUUUAUAAAUUUAGCUCAAACACUACAUUUUACGGGGUUUUCAACAAUUUUCACAUUUUCAAUAGCUAAAUUAUCUAGGUCUUUACAGACAUUAAGCCCUGACAAAACAGCGAGGCAAACGAAGACAGAGUUCAUCUAAUGGGAUAUUUAAAAAAUUGGUUACUCCCUCUUUGUACUAAAUCAGCGACAAUUAAUAUGGGUUGGAGGGAAUUGUUUGUUAUCUACUCUAUUUUUUAGAAACACAGUGCAGACCCAUACACUCACAUACAAAGACAAUUAGAUUUAAUGCUAGUUCCCUCUUCAUAACCUCAACAAAGAACAAAAGAGAUGUGCUGCAUCGAAAAGUUCUACCCACAACAGCUUGUAAAGUUGCAUUUCGAUUUAAAGCAUGCAACAGCCGAUUCCCUCCAAAAUGCAUCCGAACUAGUUGACCUUUACAUAUGCAUUCCUUGUGCUAUUUUAUUCCCCUUUCCAGACAAAGAAAGACAAGGUUGUUCUUUCCUUCCUCCUCAUCUUUUCUCCUUUGAUCUCUUUCCUUUUUCACUUUUGCUCCUGCCCACACGCCUCAGUGUAAAACUAUUUUCGCCCCCAAACCGAGCGCUUUGCCUUUGCAUCUUGCUAAUCAUGCCCUUCAGCGCUCUUGAAAGAAGGCAAAGCUUGCGCUAAUGGAUCGGAAAGGAGCUCCCCUCUCUUUUCAUUUCCCGUGCAACUUCCUCAGAUUCCUCUCCCGUGCACUGACUGGCCGUUUCAGCAGCAUCUCUUUACUUUCUAUGCUUUUGCAAAUAUAUCUUUUCUGUUCCUUUCCACUGGCUUAUAAACACAGGCAUUGCAUUGCACGGUCGGCCUGUCGUAUCGAUCCGUUAUCGCUUGAAGCUUCGGCUAGCUAGCUAACUCGUAGAGUAGUGCGGUGGUGCAGCAUGGGUCUUCAGAGGAAGAUUCUUCUGCCGGAGAGAGCCACCAUCCAGGUGGCCGACGCAGACGCUGGAACUCUGCAGCCGCUGAAGAUGAAGCGGCCUCGUGAUGGUGAGGACGAAGGCGCUUCGGGCCCGCUGACGCCGACGGCGAACGGUGCAGGGACCGCGCCCACGCGCUGCCCGCCGGCGCCGCCGAAGAAGCCGAGGCUCGUGCUGGGGUGCAGCCUGGACGGGUUCAAGGUUCUGAGCGUCAUGGACUUGCGUUGCUUCCUUCGUUGACGAGCCACCUUGUUUGUUUGUUUGUUUGUUUUUAGUUACAGAAGAUUGUUUUGGUGUUUUUGUGCCCUUCAACUGUUCUUUUUAACCGGAAUAAGCCUCUAGCUUUGCAUUGUGGGCUGCUAUGCUGAAGCGGCCGCGACCUUAUUACAGUAAUUAUCACUGAAACUGAGCAGUUCAAAUCGGCAGAGGCUCUAUUUUUUUCUUUUAUCUCCUGACGACGAAAGAUAACCC